GCUCAUCGCCAGCCCUUAAUAAAAGGCGCAGCCCCGGCGCUGCGCUCUCAGCUUCCCCGCGUGAGACGCGACGCGCGCAGCCCAGCAAAGUAGCCUUACGCGGCGGCGCAGCCGGAGCCCCAGCCGAGAGCCCCACGUAGCGCGAUGAGCUCCAUCUUGGACGUCAACACCAUCUUCCAGAACCUGCGUAACCUGUCGCUGAGCGAGGACCAGGACAUGCCCUCCUCGCGCCGCGACUCCGCCUGUUCCCUGGACACGCCCUACAGCAGCGGGGACUCCUCCCAGCUGUGGCCACUUCGCAGCCACUGGAGCCCCGGCUCGGAGCAGCAGUUGCGCCCCCUCAGCGAGCCCGCCCGCCGCCCGCCUUUGCGGCCCGACCGCUCCAUCAGCCUCAUCGAGGGCAGCAAGGCGCUGCCGCCUCCUCCUCCGGGCUUCCCUCCCCUUAAGCUGCCCUCGCUGGCGGCGCCGCCACUCUCUUCCCGCUACAAGACGGAGCUGUGCCGCACCUUCAGUGAGACGGGCAAGUGCAAGUACGGGGCCAAGUGCCAGUUUGCCCACGGCGCGGCCGAGCUGCGCACGGUCAGCCGCCACCCCAAGUACAAGACGGAGCUGUGCCACAAAUUCUACAUCCACGGCGAGUGCCCCUACGGCUCCCGCUGCCACUUCAUCCACUCCAUCGAGGAGGCCCAGGCCUGCUCGCCGUCCUCGUCGUCGCCGCAGCUCCUGCGCCAGAGCGUCAGUUACUCCGGGGUGCCCGCCGGGCGACGCUCUUCCCCUCUGCACGGCGUUCCCGACCCGGCUUCCUUUGCCCGGGCGCCGUCCGUCUCGCCGCCUCCGGCCCCGGCCGACCUCCUCUCCCCGACAUUCGGGCACCUGAACUCUGAUCCCAUCUCUCGCUUCCACACGCUGGGGGAAGCCCUGGCCAUCCCAGCCUCUGGGGGGUGCUGUCCGUGCCGCUGCGGCAAGUCAGCCAGCUUGUCCGGCCCUCUCCAGACCCACCACCGGGACCUCUUCUCCGCUGCUCCAGGGACGCCGACCUCUGCGGCCGCUUCCGCCAACCUGCCCCGGACGCCUUCCUCCAACUCCCUCUCCGACCCCGACUGCUACAGCAGCUCCAGCAGCCUGAGCGGUUCCGACUCGCCCGUCUUUGACUUCCACGCCCCCAGCGGGCCUGUGGGGAGCAGCAACCGGCUCCCCAUCUUCAACCGAAUCUCCGUCUCCGAGUGAGCCUCGCGGCACCUUCGCCGAUUUGCAGAUUUAUGCGGGGAGUGAUUUGUCGCUGCACAGGUGUUACGUAUGACCUUCCCGGUUUGUGGGGCCUGUUCGAACCACCCUCUGGACUCGAUCCCUCGGAGCUGUCGCUGCUCCGGGGUCCUCAAGCCGCACGCAGGACUUCCUGGUGUUUUGCCGCGUCCUUUUCGCUGACGGAAGAGGGAGAGGAGAGCGCGAAAGAGGAGGCUGGAACCCUCCUUCCCGUCUCCCCUCCGUCCAAAUGUGCCUGGAAAACGCCUUUUAAAAGAGAGAGAGAAAUGAACAACAACCCAAAUUGGUUCUGGUUUGUUGCGUUUACCCCACAAGUGCCUUGUGCAGGCUCAAAGGGGGCACAGCCCCCCAACCCAAUACGUCAGGGCCCGAGAGUCUCGCUUGCGUCGAACAGCAGGUAGAUAGCGAUGCAAUUGGCAGGUGACCACAGUGAGCCUUUGACAGUGGGGCAGGGUCCCCCCCCUUCUUCCUCACCUGGGUUUUGCUCUUCCCCACCCUAGUGACCUCUGCCCCCCCAGCACACCCUUUUUAGCAUGACAAACCCACCACCAAAUCAUUUGACCCACCACUGCAGUGGAAACCGCAAAUCGGACGAAACAGGAUGAUUGGAGAGAGACUAAAGAGAGAGAUUGGCGAUGGCCGGGUUUGGCUCCCUGGCCGCCAGUUGCCGACCCCUUACAGAGCUCCACCUCUUAAAACUACGCAGAAGGAGGGGAAACAGUGCCUUGUCUCCGAAAGUGCCAUGUUAGUUGGGCAGAGAAAAGCCGAAAGUGCGAGGCUUAUUAUCCCAACUGUCCACCUCUCUCGUGUCUCUUUUCCCCAUCCUGUGAAAUUUUGCUAAUACGGGGUGGCAGCUAGGAGAUCUCUUUCCCCCCAAAAACAUUCCUUCAUCCCUCCCCAGUCUGCUAAACUCUUUUGCUGUGGUUUGGGGGGGAGAUGGGAGAUCACAGACACAUUGGAAGGGAUUCCAUGGGUCAAUCUAGUCACUGGCAUUCCUCUUGCCUGUUGAGCAUCGCUCCUCCAAACCCCAAGCUGCCCCAAAUAUCUCCGCAGUGGGGAAAUGGAGCAGUUCCGCCCUUCUCGUCGCCCCCGCCCCACUUUGUAUGUAGCAGAUUUACAAUUCCUCUCUGGGAAGGGGGGACAGACAACACGGCGGUUGGAAAUUGGGCGGAGAGGUGCAAUCCUGACGACGCUUCCUCUGCCAGUUUCCUCGUUUAUUUAUUUUUUAAAAUGAAAAAAAAAAGAAAGAUAUAUCUCUGGUUGCUUCUAACAUACUGUGAAUUCCUGGACCUCGCUGCCUUAAUGGGCAACCCCCUUCCCCUCGCACACAAACGACAAGGGGCUGAGAGUUGGGUUUAAAAUAAAAUCAAAAUAGCAUUGGCCCCUAGCAUGGAAGUUGGAGGAGCCUUGAAUUUUUCUGAGAUUGCAAAAUAAGAGACUCUGUGGUUUUCUGUCUUUUGGUGGAAGGGUGAAAAUAAGCCACCUAGGUGUGUCUUGCUAUUUCACAACAUAUUUACACUGAUCACUAGGAGCGUCAAAGGAUGGAGAUCAGGGGUUAAAGGGGGACUGAGCAGCCAUGAGGGGAUGGGGUGGAAUUCUUAAUCUUUUAUAUAUAUAAAAUGUUGAUGCUAACUACCUGCGUCUAAUUAUUGUGGGGAACGUAUGUGUCUGUGUGUAUUUUUAUUUCAUUUAAAAUGAGCCCUCAAUGUUUACCUUGUAAUACUGCGAUAAGCGAAAAAACCGAAAUGUAAACUAUUUAUAGACACUUUAUUUAUUCAAACAAUUUUAUAUACUAUUUAUCUUUUUUUGUAAUAUUCCAAAAUAAUAUAUAUAUAUAUAUAUUUUCGUGUUUGAAAUAUGGGGAAAAAGAGAACAUUGUGCUAAAUUUAAAUUGUUUAUGGAAAAAAAAAUAAGUUUGCUACUUUCUUCGCUAGGGGAAAAAAUGUUUGCUAUUUCUUUUCUCAAUGUGAGAAUUUCAGAUAAAAAAAGCAACUAAUAAUGGUGCCGUUAAUAAUAAUUAUUAUUAUUGAUAAUAAUAAAUUCAAAGAUCGAAAGGA
Podarcis muralis (Common wall lizard) is the source of this 3320-nucleotide messenger RNA. RefSeq names its product ZFP36 zinc finger CCCH-type (gene ZFP36). Lineage: Eukaryota; Metazoa; Chordata; Lepidosauria; Squamata; Lacertidae. Gene Ontology annotation, molecular function: mRNA binding; metal ion binding. The record is from RefSeq and is a predicted model, not a curated record.